AUGGGUCUGGCAGUUGGCCUCACGCUGGUCGGAAGGCUCACCGAUACGUUUGGACGGCGUUGGUUCUUCAUUGCCGGCACAGCCCUUGGAUGUAUCGGCGCCAUCGUCGCGAGCACUGCGAAAAACAUCAACGUAUUGAUUGGCGGACAAGUCCUCAUUGGACUGAGUGCCUCUACAGGCUACAGUUAUGCCUUUGUCAUUGGAGAGCUCGUCCCGGUGAAGCGAAGAUUCAUUUUCAACGCGAUCAUCUUUAUUUUCUCUUUCCCUACGGCUGGCUUUGGCGCCGCGAUAUCGACAGCCUUCAUCCUCAACACUAGCGCAGGUUGGCGAUGGGCAUAUUACUUGCUCAUCAUACUUAACGGUCUUACUACGCUGUUAUAUGCUAUCUUCUACUUCCCGCCAACUUUCCACCAGAAGCACGGAAAAGACCAUGUCGCAAAGUUUCUGCGUACCUUCGACUGGGGAGGGCUCUUCCUCUACACGGCUGGCCUUGUCCUCUUCAUAAUCGGGCUCUCUUCUGGAGACACGCUAUAUCCUUGGACGGACGCUCGGGUUCUCGCACCCCUUGUCAUUGGCUUCAUGUGCUUGGUAGCGUUGUUCGUGUACGAAAGCUAUGCCAAUUUGUCGCAGCCACUAAUCCCCAUGACAUUCUUCAGGACUCGGGGCUGGGUGGCUGCUAUGCUCAGUCUAUCUCUCGGGGCGAGCGUUUACUACAGCCAGGCUAUUGUGUGGCCUCAAAUGACGGUCAACGUCUAUGCUGAAGGACGUGUAAUGUGGGGCGGACUAGUCUCCUGUAUUGUCGGUAUCGGCAUCACUUUUGGUGAAAUCAUUGGAGGAACGUUCGCGAAGUCUCUUGGUCACUGGAAAUACCAAUGCCUCACUGUCAUCACUCUCGGCACGCUCUUCCUCGGCUUGGCCGCCCUGUCCAAACCCGAUACGCCAGGAAUGACCAUUUCGUUCAUGAUGCUCGCCACGAUUUUCGUAGGCUGGAACGAAGCCCUCGUUUUGCCCAUCUGCACCAUUGUCAUCCCAGACCAAGCCGAAAUUGGUACAGCUGCUGGUGUUGCUGGCUCCUCGAGAUCAGCUAUAAGUACCGUGGCAAGUACGAUUUAUUCAGUCGUUUUGGCAUCAAGAACUACUACGGAACUUACACGACAAGUUCCAGGCGCGGUCGUUGCAGCAGGGCUCCCGGCUGGCUCAGUGUCGGCCUACAUGACAGCGAUAGCUGCUGGCGGUUCAGAAACACUGCUCAGUAAGAUUGACGGUCUGACACCAGAAGUUCUCGCGGCGGGCACGCAAGCAUACCGGUGGGCAUAUACUGAUGCAUAUAAGACUAUCUUCCUAGUCAGUCUUGCAUUUGGUGGGCUGGCAAUAAUAGCAAGCUUUUUCAUACCAGACGUCGACCAUCUCAUGGGUGGAAAGGUCGCAGCAACCUUGACAGGGAGAGAGAAAGAGAGGAAAACGGAGAACUCAGCAUGA
This is a messenger RNA of Didymosphaeria variabile, 1479 nucleotides long. RefSeq lists its product as uncharacterized. The record is from RefSeq and is a predicted model, not a curated record. The coding region runs from base 1 to 1479 and encodes 492 amino acids. Gene Ontology annotation, biological process: transmembrane transport. Gene Ontology annotation, molecular function: transmembrane transporter activity. The transcript has 2 exons. Lineage: Eukaryota; Fungi; Ascomycota; Dothideomycetes; Pleosporales; Didymosphaeriaceae.